Molecule: messenger RNA, 231 nt
Organism: Peronospora matthiolae
Lineage: Eukaryota; Oomycota; Peronosporomycetes; Peronosporales; Peronosporaceae
Source: the annotation of a GenBank genome assembly
AUGUUUGCCCCUUCAGCUGUUGCUUGUUUGGCCGACUUUCUGAUCAUUCUGCUGGAAUUUCUUGGCAGUGUUUCGGCUUCGCUUUCGUCAUCCGAUACUUUGUUUCCCGAGUCGUGCUGUACCGGCUCUCCGCGUCGCUUCUUCCUUUCUUUUGAGUUUGGCUUCCCACGGUGGAGUUGCUGGCGUCUUGCUGCAAAGCCUUUCUUGUCGACGGCGCUGGAUCUUUCAUAG